This is a messenger RNA of Clarias gariepinus (North African catfish), 659 nucleotides long. RefSeq lists its product as uncharacterized. Gene Ontology annotation, molecular function: zinc ion binding. The transcript is spliced from 3 exons. Bases 130 to 642 code for a protein of 170 amino acids. The record is from RefSeq and is a predicted model, not a curated record. NCBI's taxonomy places the organism in Eukaryota, Metazoa, Chordata, Actinopteri, Siluriformes, Clariidae.
UGAAAGUGUGCGUUCUGCAGGGACUUCCCUACGUGUUUAAUUUUUACUAGCAGUAACUACUUUAACACGAGCGCUUGAGUGACAAAGUUCUUGAUCGAGUCUCAGGUGCUGCCAAAAAGCAUCGGAGUCAUGAGCCAUUCCACUGCAAAGCCAAAGUGUCCAGCUUGCCAGCAGGAAGUUGUCACAUUUUCAGAAGGGCAGUGUGUUGUGUGCACAUUGUGUUCCAAAGUCAAACGCCGUGUGUAUCGCUUCUGCCGGGAUUGUCAGAGACAGUGGCCACACAACACUUCACCAAGCAGCCUUUGCAAACAGAAAAACUGUGCUCUCCGGGCUGCUCUUCUCUCUGAUGAACGGAUCAGUGACCCCAGCAGUUCAGCAGUGGGAUGCCCCUAUUUCAGGGCGUGUCCGAAGUGCAAUGCCCUGCUCACACACACCGGAGAAGGCUGCCCCAACAUCGCGUGCCCCGAGUGCCAUACAGAAUUCUGCUUCCGUUGUCUUAAGUCAGAUUGCUUUCUCAGAGAGGAAGAUUAUGAUGAUGAUUAUGAUUAUGAUGAUGAUGAUGAUGAUGAAAUCGAAAGCUUGCAUGAGUUGGAAGAAUGUAUUAUAGUAGAUAACAGCCAGAGCCUGGUGGCAUUUAGUUAGUAGAAUCACUCUGAAGA